AUGGUUGUUCCUGCUACCACCAUUGAUAAUGCUGCUGCAGUUCCGACUACCACUCAUGUGGUACAGUUCAAUCCAGCUGCCCAAUUACCUAUCAAACUGCAAGGCAACCUCAACUUUGCCACUUGGAAGGCGCAACUAGUGAUGCUACUCAAUGGACACAAGCUCCUUGGGCACCUCACUGGUACCAAAUCUGCUCCGCCGACCACUAUCACACAAACUGAUAGUACCAUCUCUAAUCCUAAAUAUGAGUUGUGGUUUUGCCAAGAUCAACUAAUUCAACAGGCAAUGAUGGCAUCUAUUGACCCCACCAUUGCUCCCACUGUUGCAAUUGCCUCUUCGGCAAAAAUAGCUUGGGAUCUCCUUCAUACAGCUUAUGCCAAUAGAAGUCACACUCGCAUCUUUAGCUUACGAGAUCAGUUGCAAAACAUGAAAAAGACUUCCAAAACAGUUGCUACUUACCUACAGGAGAUCAGAUCAGUUGCUGAUGCUCUCAAAGUAGCGGGCUCUCCAGUGGCUGAUGAUGAACUAGCAGUCAAGAUCUUGAGUGGCCUAGGUCAUGAGUACCGUGAAAUCACUGUCGCUAUAAGGGCGCGCGACACAGCCCUAAGCUUUGAGGAGCUAUUCCAGAAACUCACUGACCAUGAACUCUUUCUCAAACAUCAAGAUAUUGACAGGUCGUCCUCCAUCAUCACGGCUGCAGUUGCACAAAGGACCAACUUUCAGCCCCAACAUCAGAGAAAUAAUCGUCGCUUCCCAAAUCAAUCUUCAAGACCACAAGUUCCACGACAGGUGUUAUACCCCAUUUUAAUCGGGUCAAAAUAG
This is a messenger RNA of Solanum tuberosum (potato), 822 nucleotides long. RefSeq lists its product as uncharacterized. Lineage: Eukaryota; Viridiplantae; Streptophyta; Magnoliopsida; Solanales; Solanaceae. Bases 1 to 822 code for a protein of 273 amino acids. The transcript has a single exon. The record is from RefSeq and is a predicted model, not a curated record.